AUGAACGACGAGGACGCCAUUCAGAACAUUCUUAAGAAAAUUGAGCGCGAAAAGGCUCUUCUCAAUGCUGCCAAUGCUAUGAGAGCGCAGACCAACAAUGAGGCCGUCCGAUCACGACUCGACUCUCAGAUGCGCGAUGGUCGCAGGAACCUGCAGUUCUUCGAGGAGAAGCUUCGCGAGGCGCAGAUGCGUCGUGGUAUGGACAACAUGUCCCUCGGUUCCCCCUCCGGCGACGGCAGGCCCCUCAGCGGCGAUAUGGAUGAUGUGCCCCCCCCCCCUCCCAAGGAUUCCGGCUGGGAACAGCGCGGCGGAUACGGUGCUGGGAGCGCAACCUCUGGCGGCAACGUUCAGUAUAGCCAGAUCGGCGGCCAUGCCGACCUGAUGCCUCCUCGUCACCCUUACGCCAACCCUGGCCCUUCUUCGUCCGUCCCCAAGCCGCGCCCCAACUUUACCAAGCUCGACUUGAUCAAAUAUGAUACCCCAUACCUCGGCCCUCGUAUUCAGCUCAUGCUGUCGCAAAUCCAGUUCAAGCUCAACGUGGAGGAACAGUACCUCAAGGGAAUCGAGAAGAUGGUUCAGCUAUACGGUAUGGAAGGAGAUCGCAAGAGCAGGGCCGAUGCCGCCGCUAGGAGGGUCGAGUCUAAACAGAAGAUUCUGCUGCUGAAGCAGGCUAUGAAGCGCUACGAGGAGCUGCACAUCGACAUGGAUACGUCAGAUGCUCAAGAUGAUGAUUCGAUCAACAUGCCGAACCUGCGCAAGCCUUUGACUGGCCAGCUCUCCAUCCGUGUUGGCCAAAUCAAGGACGUCGACCAUGCCUCCAUGAGUCGCUUCAGCCGAGGCCCCGAGACCUUCAUCGCUGUCAAGGUCGAAGACAAUGUGGUCGCCCGUACGCGAGUUACCAGAACAGACAAGUGGGAAGCAGAGUACCACACUAUCGACGUCGACAAGGCGAACGAGAUCGAGCUUACCGUUUACGACAAACCCGGCGAGCAUGCCAUCCCUAUUGCUAUGUUGUGGGUGCGUAUUUCCGACAUUGCUGAGGAAAUGAGAAGAAAGAGGAUCGAGGCGGAGAUCAACAGCUCUGGAUGGGUUUCGGCUGAUAGAAUGGGUGCUCCGCCCGCUCAAUUCCCCAUGAACCCCCCGCAGCAACAGCAGUCCUUCGGCGGUCCUCCCGCCUCACCUGGCCUUGCUCAGCAGGGUGCGCAGGGCCAGCAGGCGCCGGGUGGCAUGCAGAAUCCCCCAAUGGCUCAGCAGCCCAUCGACGGCUGGUUCAACCUCGAGCCUGCCGGCCAGAUUCAGCUUUCCUUGGGUUUCUUGAAGCAGAACAAUGCCAGGCGCCCUGUCAACCUCCAAGGUCUUGGUCGUGUAGGUGCCGUUCGUCAGCGCAAGGAGGAAGUGCACGAGAUGUACGGCCACAAGUUUGUCCAGCACCAGUUCUACAACAUCAUGCGCUGCGCUCUUUGCGGAGACUUCCUCAAGUACUCGACCGGCAUGCAGUGCGAGGACUGCAAGUACACUUGCCAUACCAAAUGUUACUCGAGCGUUGUCACCAAAUGCAUUAGCAAGAGCAACGCUGAGACGGAUCCGGACGAGGAGAAGAUCAACCACCGUAUUCCACACAGAUUCCAGGCCUUCUCCAAUAUGACCGCCAACUGGUGCUGCCAUUGUGGUUACAUUUUGCCCUUUGGCAAGAAGAACUGCAGGAAAUGCGCGGAAUGUGGUCUCACGGCGCACGCGGCCUGUGUUCACCUCGUUCCUGACUUCUGCGGCAUGUCUAUGGCAGUGGCGAAUCAGAUCUUGGAAGGUAUCAAGACUACCAGGAUGAUCACCAAGAAUAAGACCUCGUCCUCUCUGAGCGACCGCACGCUGCGGAAGCCAACCAGCCCUACUAGCACUCUCGGCUCUCCUCCCCACAGCGGUGGGCAGGCACCCUAUGCUGGAGGCUCGCCGGAAGCGACUGAGGCCGCCAAGCUUAUGUACCAGCAGCAGUCGCCGCCUGGCCAGCGGCCGUCUCACCCUGAUCGUACAUCUAGCACGGCUGCAGCGGCGGCAGCAACAGCUGCGAUGAGCGGAACGAUGGCUUCGCAGCCAAAGCCUCAGCUACAGGAUUAUAGCUCGUAUGGUGGUCGUCCCGGUUACCCUCCUCAGGCAGACCAAGAGGAUCCCUACGGCGGGCGCAAGUACAACCCUGCGGAUUACGCGGCAGUCAAUCAGCAAGCUGCUCCAUAUGCUCAGCAACCUCCCGUACAGCAGCAACGGCCUGUUCAGCAGCAGCAGCAGCAGCCCCCGCCUCAACAAUACCAGCAGCCGCCUCAGCAGCAAAUGUAUCAGCAGCAGCCCGUCUCUUCGCCCAAGCUGCAGGAGCCUCCUCAAAUUUCACCCAUCGCAACGUCUGGAGGUGUUCCCAGUGCUGGGCGGAAGCCCCUACCGUCUGCCACGGAUCCAGGUACUGGUCAGCGUAUCGGUCUGGAUCACUUCAAUUUUCUGGCUGUGCUGGGUAAGGGUAACUUCGGAAAGGUUAUGCUUGCGGAAACGAAGCGAUCCAAGAGGCUGUAUGCCAUCAAGGUGUUGAAGAAGGAGUUUAUCAUUGAAAACGACGAAGUGGAGAGCAUCCGGUCCGAGAAGAGAGUGUUCCUCAUUGCUAACCGGGAGAGACAUCCGUUCUUGACCAACCUCCACGCCUGUUUCCAGACUGAGACCCGUGUCUACUUUGUUAUGGAGUACAUCAGCGGUGGUGAUCUCAUGCUUCACAUUCAGCGGGGCCAGUUCGGCACCAAGAGGGCUCAGUACGUCCACCUCCUUGCCACUCACGAAGUAAACUAUGCUAAUACGUCACAGGUUCUACGCUGCCGAGGUCUGUUUGGCACUCAAGUACUUCCACGAGAACGGCGUCAUCUACCGUGA
Molecule: messenger RNA, 2904 nt
Organism: Colletotrichum spaethianum
Lineage: Eukaryota; Fungi; Ascomycota; Sordariomycetes; Glomerellales; Glomerellaceae
Product: protein kinase C-like
Exons: 4
Coding region: 1-2904 (967 amino acids)
Biological process (GO): peptidyl-serine phosphorylation; intracellular signal transduction; fungal-type cell wall biogenesis
Molecular function (GO): diacylglycerol-dependent serine/threonine kinase activity; ATP binding
Source: RefSeq, a predicted model, not a curated record